AAAAGGACGGCCGUGUGCCAAAGGUUUGAAGGAGCCUCCCUGGGUCUGCUGAGGGGAGGAGAGAAAUUUAUAAAGCGGGGAGGGGGUCUUGUGCCACCCUUCAGUCCCCACACCUGCCGGGGUGCCCCCGCCACAUAAAGCGAUAGAAACAAAAAAGCCUCGCUGCCAUCUCUCAUAAAGAUGGACGCGUCACCAAGUCGUGUGAGAAAAGCCUGAGAACAAACGGACCCACUCCGUCUCCAAGGGCUCUUCCUUGAACUGGGCGGAACAGCCUAUUAAGGGCUUACUUAAUUACUUUAAUGACUCUGGACAGGCUUUAAAAUGCAGCCGACGCUUGGGCAGGGAAGGCAGGCGGCGGGGGUCGGGGGAAGAGAGGUGCCUGGGAUUUGUAAACAGGCGGUCGUGUGAGACACCGACCAGGCAUUUGGGGCCUUUGAAGAAGGGCGCUGGUGUUUCACAACCUGUCAGCGCGACACUGCGCGUCCACUUGUUGCUUCUGGAGCCCUGCGCUGCCCGUUGCCAUGCAAAGGCUCUUUGGGGGGCCAAUCACGUGUCGUUGAAGGCCACGUGGAGUGACAAAGUGAUCUGUCGUCCUUCCCUCACCCGCCCCUAGUCUCUGGCGGGGUGUGUGGGGAAAUACCCUGUACAUACGCACAUUUUAAGAAAACCUUAUCUUUAAUGCAUGUCUUCUCCUACUGCUGUUUUCCCUAAUCCUAUGGAACCGGGCAGGCUACGAAUGUCGCCCCCUCCCUCCCUCAGAAAUGAUCGCUUUAUAAAUCGCCUCUUGGAAGUUUGGACUCCACAAUCCACCUGGGCCACUUGAACAGAGACCUCGGGUGCCUUCGACUAGCUUUUCCCCGGCGGCUCCUUGCCUCGAUGUCUUCAAAACUUAAGGAACGGAAAAAGAUCCCCAUUUCGCACAAAGUGAUCGAAAAGAGGAGAAGAGACCGGAUCAACCGCUGUCUAAACGAACUCGGGAGAACCGUGCCCAUGGCUUUGGCCAAACAGAGUUCCGGCAAGCUGGAGAAGGCAGAGAUUCUGGAGAUGACGGUGCAAUACCUGAGGGCCCUUCACUCCGCGGAUUUCCCUCGGGGAAGAGAAAAGGCAGAACUUCUAGCUGAAUUUGCCAACUACUUUUAUUAUGGCUAUCAUGAAUGCAUGAAGAAUCUAGUUCAUUACCUGACCACAGUGGAGAGAAUGGAGACCAAAGAUACCAAGUAUGCUCGGAUUCUGGCUUUCUUGCAAUCCAAAGCUCACUUCAUCACAGACCCUCUCUUUGCUUCCUUGGGGUCUCUUCCAGAGUCAGACUUUUCCUACCAGCUUCCCCCAGCUCCAGACUGCUUGGGUCAAGGCACUAACGAUCCUGUUUUCUCACAGGCAGCUGGGCAUGGUCACUUCUCCUGGCAUGGUUCCACCAGAAAUCCUACCAUUCCUUACCUUCCCAAUACCGCUAUGCCCCUCACUAGUCCAGGACAGCAGCGCAACGCUUACUUGCCAUCAGCACAAGGGCUGGAUCGCCACUACCUCAACCUGAUUGGCCAUUCCCACCCCAAUACAUUUAGCCUGCCUCCUGGCCAACAUCCAUCUGUGUUGUAGCAUGCAUCUGGGACGUCCAGUUUGUUUCCAAAGAGGGCUCCUGUGUCUUUCAUGGCUGAAUAGAGAACUGGAUGGUUUCUUCUGACAUGUUAUCCCUAAAGGCAAAGAACAUCUUUGAGCCCAUUAGUUAUCUGAAAGAAUAUAUUACCUUGCACCACAAUGGCCCUCCCAUAAUUGUAAACAGACGUGUAACUAAUGGUGGGGAAAGAAUAAAGAUGAACUGCUGGGGGAA
Crotalus tigris (Tiger rattlesnake) is the source of this 1828-nucleotide messenger RNA. RefSeq names its product helt bHLH transcription factor (gene HELT). Lineage: Eukaryota; Metazoa; Chordata; Lepidosauria; Squamata; Viperidae. Gene Ontology annotation, cellular component: nucleus. Gene Ontology annotation, biological process: regulation of transcription by RNA polymerase II; regulation of neurogenesis; anterior/posterior pattern specification. Gene Ontology annotation, molecular function: RNA polymerase II cis-regulatory region sequence-specific DNA binding; protein dimerization activity; DNA-binding transcription factor activity, RNA polymerase II-specific. The transcript has 4 exons. The coding region runs from base 877 to 1596 and encodes 239 amino acids. The record is from RefSeq and is a predicted model, not a curated record.